AUGUCUGUUGAGAUUCGCUCAAGGGGUGAUAUUAUGUUAAACAUUGCUUCAAGUGGUAUUGCAUCUUUACUUCUUUCCAAUGGAAGAACGGCACACUCAAGGUUCAAAAUACUGCUGAAUAUAACUGAGAAUUCUGUAUGUAACAUCAAACCUGGUUCUCCUCAAGCAAUGCUGCUGUUGAAAGCCAAACUUAUAAUUUGGGAUAGGGCUCCAAUGGUUAGUAGGUACUGCUAUGAAGUGCUUGAUAAAUGUUUAGGUGAUAUCAUGAGGUUUUCUCCAACAUAUAACAAAGAUUUGCCCUUUGGAAGAAAAGUGGUUGUACUAGGUGGAGACUUUAGACAUUCUUUCUGUCAUUUCACGAGGAUCGAGACAAGAUAUUGUUCAUUCAACCGUGAAUUCAUCUUACCUUUAGAAGUUUUGUCAGGAGAUAUUGUUAUUCCUUAUUCGGACCAGGCAUUUGAUGAGUUGGUUCAUUUUUCUUAUCCAAAUAUUUUUGAUAACAUGUCCACAAAGGAUUUUUUCAAAGCAAGAACUAUACUAGCUCCCACACUGGACAUCGUUGAAGAGGUCAACAACCAUCUGAUGGCUAUCAUUCCUGGAGGAAAAAAAUUAUAUCUUGGUUCGGAUUCGAUUUGUAUGGAUGAAGGGAAUAUGGAGAGUCAACUAGAUCUCUAUGGUCCUGAAUUACUGAAUAGCAUAAAUUGCUCUGGUUUGCCUCCACAUAAAUUAAUACUCAAGUUUAUUGCUGGCUCGUCGCUGACUUGUUGCUCCGUCAUCGUCUCUCACGAUCUCGCACUCUCGCCACUCCGUCUGUCCGGCUGUCUCACCACUCUGUUGUCUAUAUCGCUCUCUGUCUCUGCGUCAGUGAUUCUCUUGCGGUCUCAUUUCUCCACUCUCCAGUAA
This is a messenger RNA of Arachis ipaensis, 903 nucleotides long. NCBI's taxonomy places the organism in Eukaryota, Viridiplantae, Streptophyta, Magnoliopsida, Fabales, Fabaceae. The record is from RefSeq and is a predicted model, not a curated record.